GCAUCACUGAAGAUGUUACAUUCAUAUGCUGUACUAGAAAUGUUAAUUGGUAUUGAUUGCCAAUGUUCUGUAUACCAAACCUUACACGAUAAAACAGCCACGAAGGUUUAUUUUGGACUUUUUGCGGCAAGGAACCGGACGUCGAAACACUGUCCAGUUGGACACUGAAUGCCUACGAAGUCCUUCGUCCUUUACCCCGGCUGCUAGAAGCUGACCUAAACGUCUUCGCUCCCUGUAAUGUGCAUUGUUCAGUGAAUGCCCAUUGUAGAGCGACGUCACGCUACGUAAACGCCUGACUGUUGAUUGUUGAGCGGCAUUCCGGGGAAUCAAGCUAUUUUCGUGUCAGAGGGAAAAUAUAUAGGGUCUCUGGAUAUUGAUAUCGCUUUGCAGGCUUCUCUGGGUGAUUUGAGAAACAACAUUGUUGCGAACAGUUGCAGAUCCGCUUGACUCACUGCAAAGGGAGUCCACCACGCUUCAGAUGCUGAAAUCAUGGGUGUUUGAGGAUGGGGAAGAAAAUACAAUGUAUCGGCCGUUAUUCUAUGGAAAACAAGACCCUUGGCAAGGGGAACUUUGCAAGAGUGGAGUUGGCCGUUCACAAUAUUACACAGUGCAAGGUUGCCAUCAAGGUGAUAGAGGUUCAGAAGAUCAAGGAGAGUUAUGUUCGCAAGAACCUGUACAGGGAAGCUCGUAUUCUUUCACAACUGCGCCACCCCAACAUUGUGCGACUUUUUGAAACAUUACGGGCUGGCACCUUAUACUGCUUGGUAACAGAAUAUGCUGCAGGAGGGGAGCUACUUAGCUACAUUAGAACACAGAAGGACUGCAGGCUCUCUGAGCAGCAAGCAUGGCCGUAUGUACGCCAACUUAUUUCAGCACUCUGCUACCUGCACGAGAGAGGCGUGGUGCACAGAGAUUUGAAAAUGGAGAACAUUUUAUUGGACGAGAAAAAGAAAAACAUAAAAAUUGUAGAUUUUGGUCUAAGCAAUUCCUUCACUGCAGAAGAGAUGCUGAAGACUCACUGUGGCUCUCCAGAGUAUGCUGCACCUGAAUUAUUCACAACUGGAAAAACAUAUGGACCAGAAAUAGACAUUUGGAGCUUAGGAAUCAACAUGUAUGCACUGCUAGUAGGAAAACUUCCAUUCACAGCACCAUUUAAUGAUGAGCGACGUAGACAGAUGCUUUUACAACAAAUACAGAAGGGGCUUUGUCUACAACAUGAUAAAGAAAUGGCCCAUCUUUCUCCAGAUUGCAGAAGUUUGUUACGCCAGCUAAUAGAGCCUAACCCUGAUUAUCGCCUGCCCAUGAUAGAGAUAGAGGUGCAUCACUGGGUGACCAGGAGUGGCGCCUGUCCAUUUUACCCUUACCAGGCCCCACCUAGGGAUAGGACGUUAAGAACACAGGUGAUUGAAGAAGUAUCUGGCCUGAUGGACCUGGACCCCAAGGAGGUGGAGAAGAAGGUCCAUGAGUACAGGUCAGAUGAACUGUCGGCCAUGUUUAACAUGAUGGUGGAGGCACAAAAGAAGGAGCAAGGUUUCUAUGACCUAGACCACACAGUAAAGAAGACCCCUAAGUACCAGGAACAAAUUAUGAAGCAUACCUUGCGUUCUCAGUUCAGCAGUCGUUUACAAUUCAGAGACCCCAAGCAUGGGGCAGUACGAACCUUAGCACAAGCCAUUGCACACCCACAAAUAGUUAGACCAAAGAAAGAGAGCCCUAGCCAGUGUCCUGUAACUGUGACAGUUCAGGGGGGGUCACCAGCUCACACCCAGGUAACAUUACAAACGGGCAGUACAGGCAAUACCCAGGCCACACCCAUAUAUCUUGGAAAUGGACUGGGACAGAUGGGACAGAGUGAUGCUUCCAAAACUGACCAACAAAAAAUUAAAAAACCAAACAACCUACAAGUAUCAGGUGAAAUGCAGUUGAACAAGAGUCCUUCACCACUGAGAGGCAGUCUUAAGAAAAGAACUAAUCUAAGAGUUCAGAACCCAGAUUUCAUGGAAACUAUGCACAGUUCCCCUCUCAUGUCCCCCAAGUCUUCACAAUCCACACCACCAACACCAAGGUCUGCGAAAAGCCAAGUUCACUUCAGUAUGGAUGUAGAUCAGAUCAAUGUGCCAAACAGUAAAACAAACAAGGCCAGUUCAGUUUGCUCUCCAAGUUUGAAGAAAAUGAGUAAUGGCCAUCUUCAUAAUGCCUGGCAGGACAGUAGGGACGGUCAAACAGGAUCUGGAAAGGGGGGUGAUGAACACAGCCAUGCUCGGGAGGCAUGCAAGGCAUCUGGUGCAAUUCCAAAGUGUUCAUAUUUUAGCCACCCGGUUCCAUUUUACACCAAACCAGAGAAGAGGCCACCAGGAAGACCGGGUUUCUCACACAGUCCUUCUUUGGGCAGGAAACGAUACACUGUUCCUGCACCAAGUAGUGCUUUGUCAGAAAAACACAGUAAAGAGCAGCUUGGACCGUCACAAACAAAUCUUCCAGAUGAUGAAAAAUUGAAAAGGGCAGAAAGUGCAAAUGGAAAUGAAUUAACAGUUAAAAGUAAUGGAAAAAAUGAAAAGAUUAGUAAAAAUCCAGCAACAGCUAUUAUUAAUACAAAAGGGAACCCGCACCAAGAAAUUCACCGAGAACAUUCAGAAGAAGGUGAAGAACAGGACAUUGAAGCUGAAUUAGCAGCAGCUUUUGAAGAACAAAUUUCCUUAGAAAGUGACACUGUUUCAAACUCUUUUGAGGAUAUUGAAACAGUGGAAAUAGACAAUAUAAAGGGAGGGAUGAAAACCUCCAGCCCCAAUGCAAAUGAAUCCAGCAAAAGCACACCCAGAAAAUCGCCAACCAAAUACUUUGGUCGCAAAAUUUGCAUGAAGCCUAAACCAGUGCUGGCAAUUCCAAUAGCCACAGCUGAAAGUUUAUCUGAAGACAGUGACAGUUCUCAUGGAGGGACAUCGGUGACUGGUAAAGUGAAAGGGGUUCAGAAGUUGUUUCCAAGUUCCAGGCAGAGUCCUCAAAACAAGCAGAAAUGUAGCCGUGCUGCUGUAAACAGCACUCCUAUGGCUACUGUAUUUACAUACCCUGGUGAUCUGAAAAGUCCUGUACCAGAUCUUCCUAUUAGACUGGAACCACAUGAUGAGGACACUUCCCCAUCCUCACCUCUGUUGGGUAAGAAAGGCAGCAUUGAGCGGCAUGCUUCUCCUAACUGCAAGACUAAGACUCCCACGGGCAGCAGAGAUCAAGACAAAACAGAAUCACCAGGCCGGCGGUUCUUCAAGUUGCAUAAUAACCACCCAGUGCAUAAUUCUAAAAAACAGCAAAAUGAUAUUCAUGAAUGUACACAGGUUGCAAGCAGUCCAGAAAUGUCAUCACCAUGCAAUGAAUCUAGGGGCACAAAGUCACAAAGACUUUUCUUUCUGCGGCAGUAUGACAAGGCAAAGAAACAGAUAACAUGGCGGCAAGGCCUAUCACAUUUACUCCGCCGAAAGAAUCGGUCCAACAACAACACCCCACCAUCCAAUCACAUGCGACAAUCACAGAGCGAGAGCAUGCAAGUUGCUAAGCCACCAUCCCCCAAAAAGCCUCAUCCAAAAUGGCAGCCAGAGCACUAUCAAGAGAUGGAGGCUCGUUGGACAGGAGCUCCAUCCCCCAGUGUCACUGAUAAACAGAGCUUUGAAGGAAGUGGCUACCUGACAGUAUGACAUGCCCAUCAGCAACACUAUGCAGAGCUGCUAGAAGAUUUCUGUGAUAGUAUUUCACCUUGCACCUGCUUUCACCUUAUGCCAGGCCAAUUUUACUUGGAUAUUUCUGUGACAGUUUGCCUGUCAUCUGUUUGCAUAUUACUUUUAUUUCUCUUGCUUCUAUACAAUGAACAGCAUGCUUGUUAACCCACUGUCUUUUCCCAAUUACUUCCUCAUCAGGUCUCAAUCUAUCUUCCUCACCUGUUCCUCGCUCUUCCAAAAGCCCCUGCUUUCUCCCUCUGUUUGACUUAACUUUGUCUCAACUGGGGUCACCAUCAGCAAGUCCAAUACAACACCAAAGAGAAAGGAAGAUCUUGCAUAAGAGUGGGCAGUGGCGCACUUUAAAGACUCAGCACAAGUAUGAAGUAGACAAUAACAAGACAUCAACAGUGCCAACUACCACGGGAAGGGUGAACCAGCCAAACCCCAGUUCAGAUGGGACAGAGAGGUCAGUCCAUGGCAAGAGCAGCCCUGCCAAAACCAAGUUGUCAGCUUCCAAAACCCCAACUCCCAAAUAGCACUCACAAGGCUAUGCAAAAUCAAAAGCAACAUAAAUGGUGCUUUAUACCUUAACAUUUCCAAAAAAAAAAAAAAAACUGUGAAAAUAGAAGACUGAAUGUGAUAUAUGGUACUUCAAAUGUUUGAACCUAUUCAGUGUAUUUUUAAACAUAUUAUCAUUACAAGUAAUCCCACUGAAUUGAAACAGAGUCAAAAUAGGCUAUUAUAGAGAUAGUGUGCUGUGUAGACUAUCAUAAAGACAGCUAAACUGAGCAAUUUUUUUCUGACAGAUUUGGUGGAGACUGAAGGAACUAGCAUACUGGUAGUUCUGAAACAGGCAUUUCACCAAACUCUUUUAAUGAAAAUAUUGCUUAUUAUUUUCAAGCAUCCAGGUUUUGUAGGAUAAGGAAAAAUAAUGUACUUUCUUAAAAAUUAAUCUACAUUUUUAACAUUUAACAGGCUCUCUUGUAUCAACUUCAGUUAGUCUUGUUGAGAAAGCAAGACAUCAAUUAGAAAGAUUAUAGUUAAAUUUCCUUUUUAAAAAUGCCUUAAUUUUGCAUGUUUUUGUGAUAUUAUCAAUUUUCAACAUUAUUGAUUUAUUAAGUCCAGGUUCAUCAAUGCCUUGUUGCAGGGCUGUGGUUAAUGAGGAUACAUUUUAGUAUCUUCAUCUAUUCAUUUGUCACAAUUACUGCUUUUUAAUCGGUGUCCAGCGGGUUUUUAUGCAUAUUCCCAUUAACAAUGCAAUUCAUGUUAUCAGUCCACAAUACAGCUGAAGUAUUCAUUGUCCCGUUGUCCAGUGUUUACUGUCUGUUUUAAGACUUUUUUCCUUUACAUCUUGUAGGCUUUGUGGAACAGUUUUUAAAUUGCCUCUUUUUACAUCAAUGUUGUGACCAAAAGCAUCCUCAGCAGUGUUUCUGUCAACUGAAAACCUCAUCAGUGAUUGCUGUGGUGAUUGGGUAUUGUAUGUAUGGAUGUAGAGGAUUAUGCCAUUUUACUGGCCUGUGAAUAUAGUAAUAACUUAUUUCUCCAUAUCCUCCCUGGGAGAGUUGGAAACUAAAAAUUCUACUGGUCUAUGUAGGGUAAGCACCCUGAAAAGUACUACUUAGGAUAAGAAAUGUAUUUGUAAAUAGUUUCUUACUUCUAAUAAAAUAAGAAUGAUAUUACUCUUCAUAAUUUAUAGUUCUUACAUCACUAAUUUUGUUGCAGAUAUGCAAUGGCAUCAUUUCUGUUCUUUUCUUGAUUUACAGACACCAUUUUAAAGCAUACCAAGGUGCAGGAUAAUUGAAACAUUGCUUUUUGUCUUCAUUCAUAUGAACACAAAGGACUUUCAGUAGAUAUUCUGUACAGUACCUGUUGGAUCAUCUGAUACAGCCGUUUUAAUUUUUAAUAAGCAAACCGUUUAUGAAUCACUUGGGCAUAAAAAGAAUUUAAGAUGUUUAUUUUAUUUCACAGCAGGGUCUGUAAAUCAAGAAAAAAUCACUCGCAAAAAUACAAAGCCAAAAGUUAAUUUAUGCACUGUGUGCAAUCCAUUCCCAGUUAAAUCAGGAAAUAAGAGAAAAGGCUCACCCCAACUGGCUUGAUAUUUGGUUGUUACCCAGACAUACAAUGCUAGUAUCUCAGGGUGAGACCAAAUCCUCAGGCAACAUUUAGUUAUAUCAUCUUCUGCAAAUUUCAGUUUUUUUAAGGUUUUAAACUGAAAACUUCACCAUCUAUUGUAUUAAUAGAAACUGGUGCAUGGUGUUUGAAAAUCAUUAAUCUGUAUAUCGAACUUUUCAGACCGAUUUGUAUUUUCAAAUCUAUAUGUAUUUUUCUUAUCUAAAUAAAGAGUGUAGACCAUA
Messenger RNA from Lingula anatina, 6061 nucleotides. RefSeq lists its product as uncharacterized. Gene Ontology annotation, biological process: protein phosphorylation; intracellular signal transduction. The record is from RefSeq and is a predicted model, not a curated record. Gene Ontology annotation, cellular component: cytoplasm. Gene Ontology annotation, molecular function: protein serine/threonine kinase activity; ATP binding. Lineage: Eukaryota; Metazoa; Brachiopoda; Lingulata; Lingulida; Lingulidae.